Molecule: messenger RNA, 309 nt
Organism: Letharia columbiana
Lineage: Eukaryota; Fungi; Ascomycota; Lecanoromycetes; Lecanorales; Parmeliaceae
Exons: 2
Coding region: 1-309 (102 amino acids)
Source: RefSeq, a predicted model, not a curated record
AUGAUCAUGCAGCUGUCCUUUCCCUGGCUCGAGAGCACAGUCUGCGCCGUGCGAAAGCAGGUGUCGGACGAUAUCGUACUCGGCCUCCCAAAUCUUGCAGAUCUCGUACAGUGGGUCAUGACGUCUGGAUUCAUAAGAUCGCAAGACCGCAAGACUGCCAUCUUCGCCGCGAGUCGCACAAACACAAUUUUUGCAAGCGUCAGGGUCUUUGUACUUGAGCAAGGUGUCUUCAUGCAGCUGCUUGGACCAAAUCGUAGACUUGAUGGAGUUUUCCAAUGGGGCAUUUUCAAACUCGCCGGAUGCCUUUAG